Messenger RNA from Iphiclides podalirius (scarce swallowtail), 285 nucleotides. NCBI's taxonomy places the organism in Eukaryota, Metazoa, Arthropoda, Insecta, Lepidoptera, Papilionidae. The record is from the annotation of a GenBank genome assembly.
AUGAACGCAACGCUACGUUCGACGGACUGGGCCUUUGGCGACCGCAAGUUUAUUUUGGCGGGUCGACCGUCUGAUGAAGCAGUAGAGGAGUCGUGGCCGAAAGCGGCGGUGCUCAAAACACGCUCGGGGCCGAAGACUUACUGUUUGUUAGCAGUAACUCUAUUGGCUCCCAUGGUCUCCGGGCAGCGGUCUCAUGGGAGCCCGUUGCUCGUGCCUAAAGUGCUUUACCUGGGAUUCUCACCGGCGCGGUCACGGAUAUGUGCGAAAGCAGCGAAAGCGUUCCUG